CCAGCCUUCUCUUGAACCUCCACUAUCCCAUAAACCCUUUCGCUGGAAGUCCAUUUGUUCACGAUAGACCCGCGCAACGAAAAGGCAGUGAACAUGUCUGACAAGAAACAGACUGUAGAUUUGGGAUUAUUAGAGGAGGACGAUGAGUUUGAAGAAUUCCCAGCCGAGGAUUGGACUGGGUUGGAUGAGGAUGAAGAUGCCCACGUGUGGGAAGACAACUGGGAUGAUGACAAUGUAGAGGACGACUUCUCUAAUCAACUAAGAGCGGAGCUGGAGAAACAUGGGUACAAGAUGGAGACGUCGCAGUAGCCGCUGAGUCCACACGGCUGUUGAGAUUGGAUAGGGAUGGACUUGAUGUUUUUUUAUAUUUAUAACAUCAUACUUCAAAUGGAGGAUGUUUAACAUGCUAAACUCGCACACAUUUUUGUACGAAACCUUAGCAAGAAUAAGGUGUUUCACGAGUAAAUUCCCCCCCCCUCAGAGUUAUGUACACAUUAAAGAUGGUUCUGUUCAAGUA
Oncorhynchus keta (chum salmon) is the source of this 517-nucleotide messenger RNA. RefSeq names its product SEM1 26S proteasome subunit (gene sem1). The transcript has 3 exons. The coding region runs from base 94 to 309 and encodes 71 amino acids. Gene Ontology annotation, biological process: mRNA export from nucleus; double-strand break repair via homologous recombination; proteasome assembly. Gene Ontology annotation, cellular component: proteasome regulatory particle, lid subcomplex; proteasome complex. The record is from RefSeq and is a predicted model, not a curated record. Lineage: Eukaryota; Metazoa; Chordata; Actinopteri; Salmoniformes; Salmonidae.